AUGAGGUCACAAAUCGUUGGUAUUACGCCGACACAAGACGGAUCUACCCAGGCGUAUCCUGAUGAUAUUCUCAGUGAGGUGGAAAAGCCCAACCCUACACAACUUCGACAGGACGCCUUUGGUGAUGAGGAACAUGCGGAAGUUAAGUACAAGGUGUUGACAUGGUGGUAUAUUCUCUCUUUCCCCAAGAGCUUAGCCCAAACUAGCACUCUGACAAUAUUCGAUUUUUUCAGGCAAGGUGGCCUUCUCAUGGUCGCCGAGACAAUUUCAUUGGGCAUCCUCUCUCUUCCAGCAGCCAUCCGCUAUCCUCCAACCAACCUCAGCCACAACACCUUUUUCACCUUCAUGGCGGAGCUUAAAGACCCGAGAGACUUCCCGAAGGCCCUUGCCUUGCUCCAAACUAUCGACAUGACUCUCUAUAUUAUUGCCGGCGUUGUUAUCUACCGUUAUGCCAGUGCCGAUGUCACAUCCCCAGCGCUGGGCUCUGCUGGCCCGCUGAUCUCCCGUAUUGCUUAUGGCGUAGCUCUUCCCACUAUCGUUAUCGCCAGUGUCAUUAACAGUCAUGUCGCUGCCAAGUCAAUAUAUAUCCGCAUCUUCGCGGGCACUGACCGCAUGCACAAGCGCGAUCUAAUCGCCAUCGGCUCCUGGGUCGGCCUCACUGUCUGCUUGUGGAUCGUUGCGUGGAUUAUUGCGGAGGCGAUUCCUGUGUUUAGUAGCCUCCUUCCACUUAUUACUGCUCUAUUCGGCAGCUGGUUCACUUUUGAGUUUACUGGUAUGUUUUGGCUACACAUGAACAAGGGUCUGUGGUUUUCAUCGCCCAAGAAGAUUGCUUUGACAGUCCUCAACACCUUUGCCAUUUGUGUUGGUAUUGUCCUG
This is a messenger RNA of Penicillium daleae, 876 nucleotides long. RefSeq names its product Amino acid transportertransmembrane. Gene Ontology annotation, biological process: amino acid transmembrane transport. Lineage: Eukaryota; Fungi; Ascomycota; Eurotiomycetes; Eurotiales; Aspergillaceae. Gene Ontology annotation, cellular component: vacuolar membrane. The transcript is spliced from 4 exons. Gene Ontology annotation, molecular function: amino acid transmembrane transporter activity. The annotation marks the transcript as partial. The record is from RefSeq and is a predicted model, not a curated record.